Molecule: messenger RNA, 2861 nt
Organism: Dermacentor silvarum
Lineage: Eukaryota; Metazoa; Arthropoda; Arachnida; Ixodida; Ixodidae
Exons: 3
Coding region: 487-909 (140 amino acids)
Source: RefSeq, a predicted model, not a curated record
UUCACGGCGGACUGCGCGUUUCGGGAACGUCAAUCCACCGUUCCACAUCGCGAACGCACUUCGCGCUUGCGCUGCCACAGAGCGGGAAGGCUGGGCGGAAGUUUGUGGAGGUGCACUCGACCGAACUCGCCGCCUGGAGAGCAACUGCACAGGUGGUGCCGUUGAAACACGGUCGUUGUCGAGCGUCGGGGCAGCGGUUACGUUUUUUUUUCACAUCGUCCUGCUGGGUACUACCAGUCGCGGAUUGCUUUCAACCUCCCGUCGUGCAGCGGAGUGCGUGUGUGCGCGAGCGCGCGAUUGAAGCCUUGUGGUCAGCGCACGUUUUUCAGAAGAAAAAGAAAGAAUCAUCAUCGAACACUUGUGUUCCCGAGCUUCCUGCUUUGUGCGAUUACCCGGAUUCGCGGCAGUGUCAAGGAGGAGUACAGCAGACAUUGUGGGGCAGCCGAGUAUCCUUCUCUGAAGAUACGACAACGCGAGAAGCGGAGGAUGGAUUUAAAACUCGUCUGGUUCUUCUGCUCCCUGUGGACCUUCGCCCGGUCCAGCUGCAAGACUGAGCAGGCCAUCCAGGACACCAAGACGUGCGGCAGCAGCUUCAAAAGCCAGCUGGCGCAGCGGUCGUUCAACCGGUCCAAUCCGGAAGACUUGCACCAGGCGUGCUGUUCCAUGGACCAGCUGGAGCGAUGCCUGCACCAGGCGAGCGCCGAGGCCGGCUGCAAAGAAGAGGUGUCCGUGCUGGUACACACUCUCACGCAGACGGCCAGGGAUCUCCUGGGAGACGUCUACAAUACACACUGCCAGUCUGACUGCAACGGGACCACCAGGACCGUUUCGGCGUCAUGGAUUAAUGCCCUCUUCUUAGCCGGCUGUUCUCUGCUCUUGCUUCGCAAAGGCGUGGUCGCGACAUCCUGAUUAUGUCUGAUCUCGUCGCAGGAGCGAGGGCAGCUCGAAACCAAAGUCUAGCAGGUGAUUGUGCGGUGGACGUCGCGGCUAGAUUUUACAAAAAAAAAAAGCCGGAAGAAUUGAUGACAGCCUAUUGAAAGUUUCGGCAUAGCUAGCUGUGGUGUUAAAGGAAAAGCUAUGAACAAAGAGAUCCAGGAAACCAUUCGACGCACGUCAUCUGCAAAAGGCGAUGGCACGCGAUACGGCCAUCAACUCGGUAGAUGCUGUGAUUUCCAUCACGAAGCCGAAGAUUUGUACGUCGAUAAGAACAAAACACGAAAUCACCCCUGGCUGUGUACGCGUCGGUCACACGUCAUAUCAAUUGCAGAUUUGAAAAAAAAAAAGAAACGGAAACAUCAUAUAUAUGUGCGGUAUCACGCGCGUUAUAUUGCUCUGGAAUAUUCCCCUCCACCCGAUGUAUUGUAAAUGUGUACCUUAUCGCAAGAUAUUCCCAGUUUCUAAAGGUUCUGGAACUGUCAUUUCAACGGCCUUUAGGUCUUUAGCUGCGUCUUACCGUCCAGACGACCCGCAGAAAUGAAGUGUGGCACAAGUGCAAUCACGUCGUCCAUACAUGCGUCAGAACACUGCCUUCCGUUUAUCGCAACUAGAAAUGGCUCGGACUUCAACCGCACAGAUAUAACUCUGCCUUGGGGCCCUUGCCCUAACACUGGCAUGUUCGUGCAAUGCAUUAUAUUUUCAUCCCUGACGGUUCAGCAAUGUGCAUCGAUCGACGGUGUUUGCUUCAUACAUACCACGUUCUAAUCUGUGCUUGAAGAGAACGUAGUGCAUCUUUUCUGGUGACGUUACCUAGCUCCUUAAAAGCCUUCUCCUGCAUUCACGCAACAAGAUGUUCCUUGGUACAUCGCCAUAAAGACACGAUUCAACGGCAUCCCUAUUCCUUUACGCAGCCUCAAAGAAUGUCUUAAUGUGGCGUCUUAAUGUGUCGACAUAAAGAUCAUACGUUUCAUCCGCGAAAUUGCAACUAAGUGUGCCUGACAACUUCAUGGUUGGUGUACAUCUCAGCUGAAGGUGACGACACAGGAACAGGCACAAGAUACGCAGCGCACCGCUCACGAUCGUAUUCAGGAGGUAGAACCUAGAAGUAGCUGUCUACCUUCUUAAUACUCAACGCCUUGAUAGCGCCCGUGACAUGUAUAUGCACACGUGUCUUUUUUUUUUCUCUAAAUGGAAUAGUGAAGGAAUAGUGAAGUGGCUGUUUGAUUUUUUUUCCUGCACUCAUUCGCUUAACAGAAAGUGAAAAAGAUGUGUGUCUCACCUGUUGUUUCCACAACCUAGACCUUCAAUUUUUCUCGGGACACUACGGAAGCAGACGCGCUGUAUUCCUCGCUGGCACAUUUAGAACACGUCAGACAUCCACUGUGAAGACAUUUCCGCCGUCUCUGUCACAACAACACGUGGCAAAAGAGGGGUGGGCGUGUCACUGAUACCGUGGCAACGAACUGUUUUCACUGUCAGAGUGGGCGUAAUCAUGGCCAGUCGCGCUGCUUUCUUAAUAGCGAGGUUGCCAGCGAUUGCUCCGUAUAGUGAAUGGCGAUCACGCGACCCACUGACGUCACACCCACGUACGAAGAUUCAGUUAAUCUCUGCUUAUCUUUUUUUUUUCACCAGAUUAACCUGUGUUCUUCGGAAGGACGGCGAGUGUGUCUGUGUGUAUAUAGCUGUCAUGAAAGUGGGAUGCCUUGUAACGUAGAAACCAGGGGCGCACCCGGGACGAUGCUAAUUUUGAAACGUAAUGUCAACAAAAAAUGGGCACAUUAUUUUUGCCAGGGUAUUUGAUGCGCCCCCGGUUGCUACGAAGCUCGUUGGGUGAAGUCUCAUCUCGAAAGAAUAUUUUUACAUGAUUCAGCAAAUACUGUAUUCAUAUUUAAUAAAGCCUUUUAAACAAAAUGUAAUGUCGUCAA